GUGGGUUUUUUUUUUCUUUUUCUUUUUGAGCAUCCGUACUAUCGUGGUUUCAAUUCCCCUUCCACAUCUCAUUCCGUCGGUGUCCAACUCCAAUCCUCCAAUGUCGCGUGGAUAACACUGCUCGGGGAGUGUUGACUAUUUAAAUAGAUCCCACUCCCAUCGCCGACCACUAGCCACUUCGGCCAUGGCCGGACUCCGUCCCUCUCGCCCCUCCGCCGCUUUCCGCGCCUUCUUCUCUUACAAGGUCUUUGCCUCUGCCCUCUUCACCCUCCUCUUCCUCGCCGCCCUCUCCGCCUUCCUCUCCUCUUCAUCCCCUUCCCACCACUCCCCCACCUUCGCCCUCCGCCGCCAUCGGUUCCUCGCCUCCGACCCCCUCCGCGCCCGCGUCGACCUGAUCUACCGCCAAGCCGCUGACCACUCCGUCCUCGCAAACGCCUACGCAGCUUACGCCCGCCGCCUCAAGCUCGACUCCUCCCGCCAGCUCCACGUCUUCGAGGGCCUCGACGAUUCGCUCUCCGAUCUCUCCCUCCGCCUCGCAGGAACGGUCGUCGACGAUGAAGACGCCCUUCGCGCCGUCGAGAAGGAGGCCAAGGACCGCAUCAAGUUUGCCCGCCAGCUCGUCGGCGAGUCCAAGGAGGCAUUCGAUACCCAGAUCAAGAUCCAGAAGCUCCGUGAUACCAUUUUCGCCGUCCGCGAGCAGCUCCACCGCGCCAAGAAACUAGGCGCUCUCUCUGGCUCCAUCGCCGCCGGAUCCACGCCCAAGAGCCUCCACUGCCUCGCCAUGCGCCUCAUGGAGGAGCGGAUCGCCCAUCCCGAGACGUAUCGCCACGCCGCUGCUGCCGCCCCGUCGGAUCCCGAACUCUACCACUACGCCAUCUUCUCCGACAAUAUCAUUGCCGUCUCUGUGGUGGUUAACUCUGCCAUCAAGAAUACGAAGGAGCCCUGGAAGCACGUUUUCCACGUCGUCACCGAUCCCAUGUACCUGGCCGCCAUGCAGGUCUGGUUUGUCCGCCGGCCGCCUACUGGCGGUGCCAAGGUGGAGGUGAGAUCUGUGGCUGAGUUUGAGUUCUUAAAUGCCUCCUAUUCUCCGGUUGUAAGGAUGGUGGAGGGUGGGAGGCGGGACCUGUCGUUGCUUCAUUACCUGAGGUUCUACCUGCCUCAAAUGUUCCCUAAACUUAGGCGGAUCGUUCUCCUGGAGGAUGAUGUGGUAGUACAGAAGGACCUGGCGGGGCUUUGGAGCGUUGAUCUGGAUGGGAGGGUGAACGGGGCCGUGGAAACGUGCUUCGGGGUUUUUAAGAGGUAUAACAGGUACCUGAACUUCUCAAAUCCUCUAGUUCAGCGCCAGUUCAGCUCGCGAGCGUGCGCUUGGGCCUACGGAGUUAACGUCUUCGACCUCGAUGCCUGGAGAAAGGAGAGACUCACGGAACAAUUCCAUGAGUACCAGAGCCUGAAUGAGGACGGAACUCUUUGGGAUCAAUCAUCUGUUCUUCCAGCAGGACUAGCUACCUUCUACACUACCACAAAACCACUGAAUAAGACAUGGCAUGUUCUGGGUCUUGGUUACAACCCCAGUGUAAGUCUUGACGAGAUUCAAAAUGCGGUGGUAAUUCAUUUUGAUGGUAACAUGAAACCAUGGCUAGAUGUGGCCCUAAACCAAUACAAGCAUCUCUGGACCAAGUAUGUCGAUACUGAAAUGGAUUUUCUCCAGCUUUGCAACUUCGGCCUUUAACUAAAGAUGAUUCAAAGAAUUGGUUUAGAGUUGGUACUUGAAAGAUGCACUCUAUUAUAUCAUUUGCCAAAAUUUUCUUUUCUGUUCUCUUGGAUUUUGUAGAUUUGUCUCCGUAUUCUUUAUCUCCUGUGUAUUCACAGGGAUAAGUAGUAACUAUUCGUGCUAAAAGUCAACAGAUGUUUUGUUUUAAAUGCAUGCCGCUGCACAAGGCGCAGUGCCAUUCCUUCA
Zingiber officinale is the source of this 1957-nucleotide messenger RNA. Its product is annotated as probable galacturonosyltransferase 9. Gene Ontology annotation, molecular function: polygalacturonate 4-alpha-galacturonosyltransferase activity. The record is from RefSeq and is a predicted model, not a curated record. The transcript is spliced from 2 exons. NCBI's taxonomy places the organism in Eukaryota, Viridiplantae, Streptophyta, Magnoliopsida, Zingiberales, Zingiberaceae. The coding region runs from base 185 to 1729 and encodes 514 amino acids.